UUGUAUGUGCAACAUUGACGGAGUAUUUUGAGUCUCUUUCACACUGGUAAGAAAAAAAAACGCGGUGGUAUCGCCGGUGAUACCUCAGACCUCAGAGUGUUAAACGACCGUCGCACGCAACUCGAAAAAAGAAAUUGCUAUAUCCAUGGUCAGUAGAUGAGGGGCGGACGUUCCUCUUGGUGGUAGCGUUUACGAUGAUGUCAUGGUAGUAGAGGCUGUGCAACUAUAAUGAUCUGUCUAUAAUCCUACCCACUUUAAAGCGGUACUAACUGCAGUGGAAAAGCAACCCGAGCCAAGGCCAUACCACGCAGAGAAAAAGCACCUUUAGAUCCUUACCUCUCUUCAGAGCCUUUCCAAAGCCACAAUAUACCUUUAAAAUUCAUGAACUCACACAGCAGAUUCUGCAAUUCAUCAUGAGAGAUGGUGUUACAUUUAGGGAUGUGUGAACAGGGUGAGCAGAUGUAUGAAAAUACAUAUGUUGACAGGCAGGUAGGACAUCCUAUCAUUGCAUUCGGACCGAAUGCAUUGAUUAGAUGAACAUUUAUUUUGGUCCAACAGAACAUUGAUGUACAUGUUUUAAUAUUUAGACCACUUUUAUAACUGAUUGCUAUCAGGAUGUGAAGAGAGUUUCAACCAGAAAAACAAAAAGUGUUUAAAAAAAAAAAUUGCCUACCUUAACUCUCACUGACUCCCUUACCAGUGCACUGAACUACGAGCUGAUUAAGACAGACCCAGAGAUUUAGUUUGGGUUUAUUUUUUCUUUCUGUUAAUUAUUCUCAUCUUAAACAGGACAAACACACAGAAAAACUCCUGGUGAAGUGACUGAGAUCUACGUGACAAACAAGAUGGCGUUUAUUAAACAGGAGAGUGAAGAAAUGAAGAUUGAAGAAGUAUUCAGUUUGAAACAAGAAGAUAUUGAGAAACAAACAGAGCGAUAUCUAUCUUCCGGUUUGAAAAGCAAAGUCGGAGCAACGUCACAAAAUCUGACGUCAUCGUGUACUACCGGCAGGAUCUGGAGUGCUGGUUGGCUCCAAACCUGAUGGUGCUGAAAGAGGAGGGUCAAGAGCUAAAUGAAAUGGAAGAGAAAGAUCAUGAUGAAAAACAUGAUUUCAUGACUGGAAAAAAGUCUGCACAGUUUGAAAAGAUCUCUCAAAAAAGAGCUAAAAAGACAGGAAAUAAAAAGAUAUUCACCUGUCAACAAUGUGGAAGGAGUUUUGAUUCGAGUGGAAACCUUAAAGUCCACAUGAGACUUCACACUGGAGAGAAGCCUCACACCUGCAACCAGUGUGGAAAGAGUUUCCAUCAAAAAGGAACCCUUAAUGUUCACAUGAGGAUUCACACUGGAGAGAAGCCUUACACCUGUCAACAAUGUGGAAAAAGUUUUGCUCAAAAAGGAAAAAUUAAAAUCCACAUGAGAAUUCACACUGGAGAGAGCUCUCUUACCUGCCAACAGUGUGGAAAGUAUUUCAGUGAAAAGGAAAACCUUCGAACCCACAUGAGAAUUCACGCAGACUCUCUCACCUGCAAACAGUGUGGAAAGACUUUCGCUCGAACAGGAAACCUUAAAACCCACAUGAGAAUUCACAAUGCACAUAACUCUUUCACCUGCCAACAGUGUGGAAAGGGUUUCACUCAAAAAGGAAACCUUAAAGCCCACAUGAGAAUUCACACUGGAGAAAAGCCUUUCACCUGCCAACAAUGUGGAAAGAGUUUCAGUGAUAAGGGAAAUCUUAACAAGCACAUGAGGAUUCACACUGGAGAGAAACCUUUUACUUGCAAACUCUUCGGGAAGAGCUUCUCACAGGAGCUUAUCCUUAGGUAUCACAUGAACGCUCACACUGGAAAAAAGCCGUUCUUAUGUAAUCAGUGUGGAAAGAGUUUCAUAAAUAAAGUGGAGCUUGAGACCCACAUGAGAGUUCACACUGGAGAGAAGCCGUUCAUAUGUGGUCAGUGUACAAAAAGUUUCAGAGGUCAAAUGAACCUUAAUAGGCACGUGAUGAGGAUGCACACAAGAGAGAACUGUUUUAAAUGUCAUCAGUGCGGAAAAAGAAUCAGAGGCAUUAAUCGUUUUAAUGAUCAUUUAAAAACUCACUCUGGAAAGAAGUCUUUCAUGUGCCAACACUGUGGAAAGUAUUUCAUAAAUGAAGGAAAGCUUAAAACUCACUUGAGAUUUCGCAAUGGAAAAAGGCCUUUGGGAUGUGUUAAGCGUGCGAAAAGUUUCGCACGUAAGAGAGACAUGAAACGACAUUUGCAAAUUCCCUCUGGAGGAAAGAAAUUGAAAUGUGAUCAGUGUAAGAAAAAAUUUCCUUCGCCAUUACACUUAAAGAUACACCUGAGAAGUCACACAGAUUUCAGACCGUAUUCAUGUUCAUCAUGUGGAAAGAGUUUCAAAUGGCUCUACAAUUUAAAAUGGCACCAGAAAAUACGUAUUUGUGUGAAAUACCGGCUGCGUUCACGCCGCAGAUGAACAUGGGACUCGGGAUCGAUUUUCUGCUCAAAGUUCGGUUGUUGUUUUGUUUUGUUUUCACCGUUACUACACUUGUUACUACUUGUUUACGGAAAUAAAGACAAACUGAAUGAAAAAAUUAACA
Messenger RNA from Megalobrama amblycephala (Wuchang bream), 2591 nucleotides. Its product is annotated as gastrula zinc finger protein XlCGF57.1-like. The transcript has 3 exons. NCBI's taxonomy places the organism in Eukaryota, Metazoa, Chordata, Actinopteri, Cypriniformes, Xenocyprididae. Bases 1040 to 2467 code for a protein of 475 amino acids. The record is from RefSeq and is a predicted model, not a curated record.